Thunnus maccoyii (southern bluefin tuna) is the source of this 5142-nucleotide messenger RNA. RefSeq names its product phosphodiesterase 7A (gene pde7a). Gene Ontology annotation, molecular function: 3',5'-cyclic-AMP phosphodiesterase activity. The transcript is spliced from 12 exons. NCBI's taxonomy places the organism in Eukaryota, Metazoa, Chordata, Actinopteri, Scombriformes, Scombridae. The coding region runs from base 1843 to 3372 and encodes 509 amino acids. The record is from RefSeq and is a predicted model, not a curated record.
UCUCUUUCCAGUAAUUAUUAACACAAGCAAUUUCACUUUUCCUUGAAAACAUUUCAAAUGGAAUCACAGUGUACCUCCACUUGAAUUUGGCUCUUUUACUAUUCUUUCCACCCCUGCCACUGUCUUUGAUGGUUGUGUUUUGCAGUGUUGCCGUAGCUGCCUGGAAAAGAUGCAGACCGUCUUGGUGGGGGGUAUGAUCGUGGGGGGGGACUACAUUCAGACCCAUGGAAAUACGGAGGGAGGGGAUUAUGCCUCUGUUGGCACUAAGCCUGACUGUUGCCAUGGCACAUCCAUUGUCCCCCAGCACAUGGGCAUGGCACUGAAACCUCCAGCGAAAAUGUUCUGGUCCAUUGAUGCUGUGUUUUUUUUUCUUAUUUUAUCCACUCAGCUGCAGUAUGAGGUCAGCUACACCUUAUCAAGCAGAAAGUCAUUGGUCUAUUAUCUUUAAAGGCUUAUAAUACAGACACAUAAAACCCAAACAGUGCUUGCUGACAAUAAAAUGAGUAACUCAGUCUGCUUUACAAUGCAAGCUGCAUGUGUCUUGAGUCACCACAAGUAGUCAUAUGGAGGAAAUUGCCUGUGCCUGCCAGAGCUGCAACAUUUAGCUGUAUUUCCCAGGCUGUAUUUCAAACUCCCGGUGAGUCUCAGUUCCCAAGUAGUAUGAGUCAUGAGAUGAAGGUAAUCACAGGCAAUGAUGUGGACCGCUGCAGGGCAAGCCCCGUUGUGGAGGAAUACCCUUGAGAAAGUCCACGCCGUCUGCAAACGACUGCUCAUAUAGGUCUUGGGAUCGCCCUGACCGCAUAGCCAAUCAAAACAGUCGUUUCAUAACUUGUAAGCAAAGUCGUCCAAUCAGCAUAGCGGUAGUAAUAGCUGCCUCACUCCUAUUGGUCGAGCUUAGACAAGGGCGUUUUUUUUGCUCUCUCCAACAGCACCAUCUCUGGCAGGUGGUGUGUGCUUUAAAACCAUACAGUAGGCUAAUGUUUAGGACGAUAGGUAGGUAGUUAUAGAGAAAUAGACACACUUAAAGUUAUUAUUUGUCGGUUUUUUAGGUCGCGUGCCACUACAUUGCCUGUAAAUGCCAGCGGGGGUCGCAGUUGAAUGAGAUGAACGUCGGGGUUCUCCUCUCUGAGCCAGACACUUUGUGCUUUACGGUCAGCGGUGAAUUAGACAACUGCUCCUUCAUCAUGCAGCUUCUGAAAAAAGACGGAAAAGCCCUACAUGUUGAUUAUAUUUCGACACCGGUGUAAGUCUGAAUGAGAGAAAAAAAACUCCCCCGCCGAACGGCUUUGACAAGGUCUCACAUCCUGGAGCUGCCUCACUUCAUCCGCCGGGUGUUGCACACGGUAUGAUAUGUUGAUGACAUUUUUUGGAAGUGGUCGUGCCUUUUGUUUUCAUUUCGGGAUAUGCGAUAUGCGGAUCUGUGAGCGCCACGAAACACAAAUGCACGGAGCUUUUUUUCUGCCUUGAAAAUGAGGAAGCGUUUUCAUAAAGAUCCAGAAAAUGGCAAGAAGGUCUCGUCGUCCGUGGGCCCGGAUUUGAGUAAAAUGAGAAGGAAAGGAGCAAAUGCAACAGCAGAAUGAACAUUAUUUCCCCCCCUCCCCAACAGAAUGACACCAAAGGAGGUAAAACGGUGGAGGCAGAUAAGACGCAGCAUCCAUGAAGGCGAUCUUGACAAGUUUUGAGUCGCUCAUAAUGAACAGAAAUACUUUACAGCUCGAUUGCAGAUCGUUUCCACAAUAUUGAAAGAUUUUCUAACUCACCAGUCAUAUAUUUUCCGCAUUUUUAUUUUUAAUUUUUUUUUUAAUUUUAUAUUUUUGAUCCGGAUCCAGCCCUGACUAUUCAAUGGAAGUAUGUUAUCAGCUGCCGGUUUUGCCUCUAGACAGGCCGGUUCCCAAGCAUGUCCUCAGCCGGAGGGGAGCCAUUAGUUUCAGCUCCAGCUCUUCUCUCUUCGGGGCUCCUGAUCCGAGACAGCUGUCACAGAGACGCGGGGCCAUCUCCUAUGACAGCUCAGACCAGACGGCACUGUACAUUCGCAUGCUAGGAGAUGUGAGAGUGAGAAGUCAGGUUGGAUUUGAACCAGAACGAAGAAGCUCCCACCCGUACCUGUGCAUUGACUUCCGAACUCUUCACGUGCGGCUGGGCUGUGGGUCUGCCAGCUCUGCUCCUGAAAGGAGGGUCCACAGACUGCUCAGCUUCCAGAGGUACCUGCACUCGUCCCGCCUGCUGCGGGGAGUCCCCCAGCAGAUCCCCCUCCACAUCCUGGAUGAAGACUACACUGGACAGGCCAGAUGCAUGCUGGAAAAAGUCGGGAACUGGAAUUUUGAUAUUUUCCUCUUCGAUAGGUUGACAAAUGGAAACAGCCUGAUCACUCUGACCUUCCACCUGCUGAACCAGUAUGGCCUGGUGGAGCUCUUCCAGCUGGACAUGGUCAAACUAUGGAGGUUCCUGGUCAUGGUCCAGGAGGAUUACCACGGCGACAACCCCUACCACAACGCAGUCCACGCUGCAGAUGUCACACAGGCCAUGUACUGCUAUAUGCGGGAGCCCAUGCUUGCAAAGUCUCUAACCUCCUAUGACAUCCUACUGGGACUGCUAGCAGCCGCCACUCAUGACCUGGACCAUCCUGGGGUCAACCAGCCUUUCCUCAUCAAGACUGACCACUAUCUCGCUACACUCUACAGGAAUACCUCAGUUCUGGAAAAUCACCACUGGAAGUCAGCAGUGGGGCUGCUCAGAGAGACUGGGCUGUUCUCCCACCUGCCAGCUGAGGACAGGCUGAGCAUGGAGAGGGAGUUAGGCUCCUUAAUCUUGGCCACGGACAUCAGCAGACAGAAUGAUUACCUGUCCAGGUUUCGUCUGCACCUGGACCAGGAGAACCUGUGCUUGAGCAGUGCCAGCCACCGCCACUUCAUCCUGCAGAUGGCUCUGAAGUGUGCGGACAUCUGUAACCCCUGCAGACCCUGGGAGCUGAGCAAACAGUGGAGUGAGAAAGUCACUGAGGAGUUCUUCCAACAAGGAGACAUUGAGAGGAAGCACAAACUUGAAGUCAGCCCACUUUGUGACAGAGAGAACAACACAGUUGGCAACAUUCAAAUAGGCUUCAUGACAUAUGUGGCGGAGCCGCUGUUUGCAGAGUGGGCCCGUUUCUCCGACACGCGUCUGUCCCAGACCAUGCUGGGCCACAUGGGGCUGAACAAGGCCAGCUGGGGCGGCCUGCAGCAGGAACAAACCGCUGUCUCCGAGGAGGGAGAGCCCAGCACAGCCGGCGCAGACACCGAAGACGGCGCCGCUCCCCGAAGAAACGGCAACACAGCUACAGGCGCAGGAGGAACCAGCUCCAAAGAAAUACCUCAGGGAAGCAGAGAAUCCUGACACUCCUCGUGUGCCCUUUCACCUCAACCUCCUGACCCCUGACCCCGGGCCUCAGGGCCUCACCACACACACUGGGGACCGGGUGGGGCAUCCACAGCCUGCAGCCCUGCCGCUGCCUCACCUGAUCCUAACACCUUGUUUAUGUUUUGUUGCUUUUGCCUCCCAUCUUGAUAAACCACUGAUUUUAUUUAAUUUAUUUAAUUUUUAAUUCCUCUUUUUUGACAUAGAGCAAUACAUAGAUACCUCAUUUGGCUACUGCUGUAUUUUCUUUUUAUUUGCUUUAUUUUAUUUAUUUGUCCACUGUAGUUUUGGCAUUACUGACUGAACACACCACUUUUUUUUUUGUGUCGGUGAACCUUAAGGGGAAAGCAGUAUAAAAACUGAAGAAGACAUUUUUCUGGUAUUUUGAAGUGCCAUUUGAAAACAAAGAUUUUGAAGAAUGAUCUGAACUGAAUUGACUGAGACAACUGGAGUAUUCAGACAUGAGACCCUCCUAAGACUUUAGAGUAAUGCCAUGUUGCAUUUGUAUUGAAGAUUCUUCCUCAUGUAAAAAAAAAAAAAACAAACAAAACAAAACGAAACAAAAAAAAAUGUGACAAGCCCAGUCCUUUUGCUGCCUCUAUGAAGACUGUUUACUCAUCUUCUUGUUUGUUGUUUCCUUUUUCCCCCUCGAACUGAAGUGAACCAUGUCGGCUUCACGGUUUGCCUUCGAAGCACAGAUGUGACGAACCACUUGUCUGAACUGUCAUCCCACUGUUAAAGCCAUGAGCAGAACCUUACUCAAACACACCAGAUGCCAUAAGUAACUCCACCUGUGCUACAAUGUGUUCCUGCACUCCCUAAAUAACGAUGGUGUUGGAUGCGCAGCUUCGUCUCCAUGAAAUCUUCAAGACACCCUGUGAAGGUAUUAUUAUAGAAAUUAGUCCUUUUCCGAUGAUGUUUCCAACUCUUCCAGUGCUGGUUGAACUCGGGGAGGCGGGGGAGCUCACCCCUCCCCACAACCCCCCUCCCCCCCAGACUGGAGAUCAGUUACUCACUGCACAUGCAUCUCACCUGAAACUCCACUCCACGCAACUUGACUCGCUCAGGGAUUUGCCAGUCUCUUAUCAAGAGGGAGAGGGAUGGGGGUGACUGCGGGGUGAUGCGAGGUUGUUUUUUUUUGUUUUUUUUCCCUGGCGAGGAUCUACUGAAGGAGACUCUCCCUCUCCGCAGAAUGUCUCUCACAGCCACAUGCAACCUAAAGGACUGCUCGAUUGAUGCCUUAUAACUAUGCACAAACUAUGCUAAGUGACCAAACCAACUCCUGUUCCCAUCAAGUGCAUGGUGUGCUUGUCUUUUGAAUGCACUGUCCAAUCCCUUUGCCUUUUUGUUGUGAGGAACAACUCCAGCUGUCUUUUUUUUUUUUUUCUUUCUUCUUCUUCUCCUUCUUCUUCUUUUGUACGGAAACAAAAUGGUCAAGUGUGACUUUGAACAUUCCAUUUAUUUGUGUUUGGUUUGUCUACUUUGACUCUGUAUAGUGGCACAAAAUUGUGUUUGUGUUUAAACAUUUUGAGAAAUAACAGGUGCUUUUCUUACUUUAGCUGAUUUGUAUUUUGCUGUAAGUGCUGUAAGACUGUUGAUAAAACUGUUUACAAUUUGUUGCGACAGCCAUUUUUUGGGAAGACUUAAGUGUCGAGCCAGAUUUUGUAAAGGCUUUGCUGUAUUGACCUUUUUGAUACAUGCCUGUUGCAGUUACAAUUUGAAUAAUAAAACCUGUUGUUGACAAAUGUU